Messenger RNA from Sorghum bicolor (sorghum), 1596 nucleotides. RefSeq names its product malate dehydrogenase, glyoxysomal-like. The transcript has 8 exons. Gene Ontology annotation, biological process: malate metabolic process; tricarboxylic acid cycle. The record is from RefSeq and is a predicted model, not a curated record. Gene Ontology annotation, cellular component: cytoplasm; chloroplast. Bases 10 to 1368 code for a protein of 452 amino acids. Lineage: Eukaryota; Viridiplantae; Streptophyta; Magnoliopsida; Poales; Poaceae. Gene Ontology annotation, molecular function: L-malate dehydrogenase (NAD+) activity.
AGAAAAGAGAUGAUGAGUCGGCCGGGGGCGCCGUCGCCGCCUCACCGCCUCCCGAUUCCGCGACGGCCCGCAGCCACAGGCCACCGGAUAACGCACGGCGGAACCAUCCAAAAACGCGGGAGCUUUUCCAAUUUCCCCAUCAAAACCCCACCCGCAUCGCGCCAAUCAACCAACACCGGGAGCAGCAGCAACCAGCAACUCAAUCACGCUCCCCUUCCCCUCCCCUCCCCUCCGGCUUCCGCGGAACUAGGGCUAGAAGCCGCCAUGCAGCCCGACGCCAACGCCCCCUCCCACCGCCUCGCCCGCGUCGCCGCGCACCUGCGCCCGCAGAUGGAGGAAGGCGCGGUCGCGUUCGCGCUGAGGCCCGCGGUGUGCCGCGCCAAGGGCGGCGCGCCGGGGUUCAAGGUCGCGAUCCUGGGCGCCGCGGGCGGGAUCGGACAGCCGCUGUCGCUGCUCAUGAAGAUGAACCCUCUCGUGUCCGUGCUCCACCUCUACGAUGUCGUCAACACUCCCGGGGUCACCGCCGAUAUCAGCCACAUGGACACCAGCGCUGUGGUCCGUGGCUUCCUUGGGGCGCAGCAGCUUGAUGCAGCACUUACAGGAAUGGACCUUGUAAUCAUACCCGCUGGUGUCCCUAGGAAACCAGGAAUGACAAGGGAUGAUUUAUUCAACAUAAAUGCUGGGAUUGUUCGUACACUUUGUGAAGGCGUUUCAAGAUGCUGCCCUAAUGCAAUUGUGAAUUUGAUCAGCAACCCAGUGAACUCAACUGUCCCCAUUGCUGCUGAGGUUUUCAAGAAAGCUGGAACUUAUGAUCCUAAGCGUCUUCUUGGAGUGACAACGCUCGACGUUGCGAGGGCUAACACCUUUGUGGCCGAAGUGCUUGGAGUUGAUCCAAGAGAUGUCAGUGUUCCUGUUGUUGGUGGGCAUGCUGGGGUAACUAUAUUGCCCCUCCUCUCCCAGGUCACACCUCCAAGCUCAUUCACUCAGGACGAAAUCAAAUAUUUGACAGACCGCAUACAGAAUGGUGGCACAGAAGUUGUGGAGGUGCAAUGCUAUUUGACUUUACUGCCUGAAGCAAAGGCUGGAUCAGGUUCUGCGACUCUGUCAAUGGCUUUUGCUGCUGCAAAAUUUGGUGAUGCAUGCUUGCGAGCUAUGCGGGGCGAUGCUGGCAUUGUGGAAUGCUCAUAUGUUGCAUCAGAGGUGACAGAACUGCCGUUCUUUGCCUCGAAAGUGCGGCUUGGCCGUGGUGGAGCUGAGGAGAUCCUCCCGCUUGGACCUUUGAAUGAUUCUGAGAGAGCUGGUCUGGAAGCGGCAAAGAAGGAACUGAGCGAGAGCAUUCAGAAGGGCAUCGCUUUCGUGAACAAGUGAAGUGAUACGAAGGGAUCGCCAUGAGAUCCGAUCCGGACCAUACAUAGAUAUUAGAAUAGAUGUAAGAGUGUUGUGAUAUAGUGCCCCUAUACCUGUAAUAGUACCACUUUUGUAAGACCACAGUAAAGAAAAUAAGGCUAAUUAUUAGCAACUGUAACAAUUUCCUGGGCAUGGAAUAAAUCUUUGGUCUUCAUUAUCAGACAACACAAAUGUGUUGUCACUUAUUCA